ACUUAUGCUUAUGUUGCUGUGUGUGUGUGAGACUGAGAUCUUCUUGCUUACGUUUUCUACUUCAAUUCUCAUCACUUUCAACGCCAGUUUCAGUAAAAUUCAAUAUAUAUAAAUUCAACAAAGUCGCUGUUGAAAAUUGAAUAAGGCUAAAUUCUCUGUAGACUUUUUUGGAUGCUUUGAUUCAUGGCGGCUUUGAUUUGAUUGCUCAAAAUUCAGUUAUGGAUGUUGUUGCUGUUUUCUCCCUCUGCUUUUCUUUCUGCAAAUUCAAAUGAUUAUUGAGAUAGGAGGAGAGGUGAAGCAGAAGGAUAAUGAAGUGGCUACGCGCAGGAGGGGAAACAUUGGGAGGAGCAGAUGAAGUUUUCCCUUCAUCUGAAUCUAUUGUAACCAAGGAUUUUUCCAUCAGUGGGCCAUCGGGCCUUGCCGGACAAGUUGAUAAGAAGCCGGAUACGGGGAAUAUAGAAGAAGCUGAAUCAUCUUUACGUGAGAGUGGCGUCUUGAACUAUGAGGAAGCUAGAGCUCUGCUGGGAAGAUAUGAAUAUCAGAAAGGAAAUUUAGUAGCCGCCUUGCAUGUCUUUGAGGGAAUAGAUAUAAGUGCCGUGACUCCUAAGAUCAAACUUGCCCUUUCUAGAAACAGAGAACACCAGAAGAGACGUUCCCAGAAUCACGAUGAGCCGCAAAUGUCUAUACAUGCUGUUGGCUUGCUGUUGGAAGCAGUCUUCCUAAAAGCAAAAUCUCUGCAUGUUCUUGGAAGGUUUAAAGAAGCUGCCGUAUCUUGCAAAGUUAUUCUGGACAUAGUGGAGUCUUCAUUGCCCGAAGGCUUGCCUGAUAAUUUUGGUGCUGAAUGUAAAUUGCAGGAGACCUUGAGCAAGGCAGUUGAGCUGCUUCCCGAGUUAUGGAAACUUGCUGAUUGUCCGCGCGAAGCAACUUUAUCUUACCGGCGAGCGCUCCUUCAUCAUUGGAAUCUUGAUGCAGAGACUAUAGCGAAGAUUCAGAAAGAAUUCGUUGUUUUUCUUCUAUACAGCGGAGGGGAAGCAGCACCCCCUGAUCUCCGUUCCCAAAUGGACGGCUCAUUUGUGCCGCUAAACAACAUAGAAGAGGCUAUUCUUCUUUUAAUGAUUUUGCUAAGAAAAGUCUCUCUCAAUAGAAUUGAGUGGGAUCCUUCAAUUUUGGACCACCUUUCAUUCGCUCUUUCUGUUUCAGGGGAUUUGACAUCUUUAGCUAAUCAAUUGGAAGAAUUGCUCCCUGGGACUAUCGAUAAAAGAGAAAGGUACCAUGCUCUUGCUCUCUGUUAUUAUGGAGCAGGUAAGGACUUGGUAGCACUGGAUCUUCUCAGAAAAUUAUCGAGUAAUAGAAAGGAACCAAAACAUGUUCCAGGUUUGUUAUUGGCUUCUAAGAUUUGUUCUGAGAAUCCCAGUCUAGCCGAAGAAGGAGUAAGAUUUGCUCAAGGAGUUCUUGAGAGUUUAGAUGGCAGGUGUAAUCAGUUAAAAAAUCUCGUUGAAUUUUUUCAAGGUGUUUCAUUGUCAGCAACCUCGAAAUUGCCUGUUUCUGAUUCUGAGAGGCUUAAGAGACAAUCUGAGGCGCUUCAUGCCUUGGAAAAUGCUGCCAGAACGAGUAAAAUGAGAGAUCCCCUUGUGCUAUAUCAUCUCAGUUUAGAAUAUGCAGAUCAAAGGAAGUUGGACUCGGCACUUCAUUAUGCAAAGUGCCUUUUAAAACUGGAAGGUGGUGCUAAUGUUAAAGGGUGGUUAUUGUUAGCUCGGAUAUUAUCCGCUGAAAAACGGUUUGUGGAUGCUGAAUCUAUUAUCAAUGCUGCGUUGGAUCAGACUGGGAAAUGGGAUCAGGGUGAUUUGUUGCGAACAAAAGCUAAACUUCAAAUUGCACAGGGCCAGUUAAGGAGUGCCAUUGAGACAUAUACCCAGCUUCUUGCUGUCCUUCAAAUCCAGAGUAAAAGUUCUGGUUCCUGGAAGAAGUUAUCUAAGGACACUAGAGAUCGUUCUAGGAACUUGGAAUUGGAAAUAUGGCAUGAUCUUGCUCAUGUGUACAUCAGUCUUUCACAGUGGCAUGAUGCAGAGGUGUGUCUUUCAAAAUCCAAGGCCAUCAAACCAUACUCAGCUUCUCGAUGUCAUGCAUCAGGUAUGAUGUAUGAAGCAAAGGGUCUUUACAAGGAAGCUCUGACAGCUUUUCGCGAAGCUUUGGACAUUGAUCCCGAUCAUGUCCCCAGCUUAAUCUCCACUGCUCUAGUUCUCAAACGAUGCACUAAUCCAUCAAAUCCAGCGGUCAGGAGCUUUCUGAUGGACGCGCUACGGCACGACAGGUUGAAUGCUUCUGCUUGGUAUAAUCUUGGCCUUCUUCACAAGGCUGAGGGAACAGCAUCAUCAGUGGUUGAAGCUGCAGAGUGUUUUCAGGCAGCAUACUCUCUCGAAGAAUCGGCACCGGUUGAACCUUUCAGAUGAGUGAUUUGCAGCCACGAUGUCAAUGCGCGGGGACCCCAAAACCCGUUAAUUGUGGUUGCGGACCGCAAUUUGAAAUCGUGGUAGAAGCAAACAUGUGAUGCAUAGUGAUUUUCUGUUGUCUCAAUGUGGAUAAUCUAUUUUUGACCUUGCAUAGAGAUGGAUUAAUCAA
Messenger RNA from Lotus japonicus, 2619 nucleotides. Its product is annotated as protein NPGR2. The record is from RefSeq and is a predicted model, not a curated record. The transcript is spliced from 6 exons. Gene Ontology annotation, molecular function: protein binding. Lineage: Eukaryota; Viridiplantae; Streptophyta; Magnoliopsida; Fabales; Fabaceae. The coding region runs from base 309 to 2450 and encodes 713 amino acids.